Linum trigynum is the source of this 1563-nucleotide messenger RNA. The record is from the annotation of a GenBank genome assembly. Lineage: Eukaryota; Viridiplantae; Streptophyta; Magnoliopsida; Malpighiales; Linaceae.
AUGACCCAUAGCCAGUCGGGAGAUCUACUACCAUUAGACCAGGAGAUUGAACGAACCUGCAGAAACUUCAAGCGGGCUCUAAAGGCGCGACUGGCUGCGGAGGAGGCGCUAGCACAGCUACAGAUCACUGAAGAAGAGGAGAUGGCUGAUCCACAGGACCAAGAUGUGGUCAAUCCCGAGGAGCAGACCAUGGGACAUUACUGGACCGCCUGGGCUGCAGACAUGAGGUCACCCAUUCAACACCCUCAUGUCCCAGCCAAUAAUUUUGAGUUGAGCACCUCAGUAAUCACCAUGCUGCGCGGUUCAGUGAUGUUCCGUGGCAAAGAGGGGGAGUGCCCCCGAUCACAUCUCAGGCGAUUCCACGAGCUCAUUGAUGGAAUCAAGAUCAAUGGGGUCCCCGCAGAUGCCAUCCAGUUGAGGUACUUCCCGUUCACCCUGGAGGGGCAGGCCAAGGAGUGGCUAGACACUCGACCUCCGGGCUCCAUCACCACGUUCGCCAACCUGGCGGACAAGUUUCUCACCCGCUACCACCCUCCAUCCAAGACAGCGGACCUGCAGAAGCAAAUUACCCAUUUUGCUCAGGAUGAGGAUGAGACCAUCAGGGAUGCUUGGGAGAGAUACACCAGUCUCUUCCUCAAGUGUCCCAACCAUGGUUUUACUGAUGCUUUCAAGGUGGGAACCUUCUAUCAUGCUCUCUUCCCGGAGGACAAGCAGCUGAUUGACUCGGUCUGUGGCGGGAAUAUGCUCACAAAAACGCCGCCACAGCUGAAUCAACUUUUUGAAGAGAUGGCAGAGCAGGGAUAUGAUUGGGGCACUUCCAGGAGAUCGAGAAGAGCACCAGGGCGGGGUGUGCAUGCUGUUGCCACCCAGUCAUCUGAUUUGGUGCAGGUGGUAUCAAAGCUGGUUUCAGCUAUAGAUCGCUCUGGAUUGAUUACAGGUACAGGACAGCCGCAGGCGAUGCACUGCCAGUGGUGUGAGAGCUCCCAUCACACCGUGGAGGACUGUCAGGCGAUGAGGGAGUCAUCUACUCCCCAGGAGCAGGUGGACUUCAUCAGCAAUGCCAGGCGCUUCGACCCCUACAGCAACACUUACAACGAGGGGUGGCGCCAGCAUCCCAACUUCAGCUGGGGUGGGGCAAAUUCCAAACCACCAGUCCCCCAGGGACCACCUGGCUUCCAGAGGCCUCCUUACCAGCCCAGACAAGGGCAAUUUCAGCAGCCACAACAGCCACUCUACCCGCCCAGACAGGGGCCAGUUCCACCUCAGUCACAGGUGCGACCAUUUCAGCAGACAGGGGCAGCACUUGCAGCCCCAGCUCAGAGUGACCCGAUAACGGAACUGCGAGAUCUGGUGGGUUCUCUGGCCACCUCCAGUGCAAACAAGUUCAACAACAUCGAGCAGUUCAUGGAGAAAGCUUCAGGAAAAUUCAUGGAGCUAGAAGCUGGUCAGAGAAACACGCAGGCUGUUCUUAGGGAUAUCCAGACCCAGCUUGGGAGUGUUGCCCAGGCUGUAGCUAAGAGGCCUCCUGGUACUCUACCCGGUCAGACCAUCCCUCACCCGUAG